UAUCUUUUCAAGUGUGCUAUUGCUGCUAGUCGGCUUUCCAUUCCCUUCUUCCAACUCGCCACUGUAGAUCAGUGCGUUUUUAGUCUAUCCCUAUUAUCAGAUUUGCAACCAUGAAGUUCUCCGCUUCCGUCGUUGCUGCCCUCGCGGCCACCCCUCUCGUUGCUGCGGCCCCAGCGCCAUUCCCCAAGACCGAAAAGAAAUGGGUUGACACAAACAGCGGCUUCACAGGGACCAAGAUUCCCGCCCACUUCGUAUCCUCAUUCCGCAAGAUUGCUCGCGAGAAGGCCAUGGGCAAGCGUCAGCUCGAUCAGCUUCUGGGCCAGUUGACGGGCGGAGCUGGCGGCGCGGGAGGUAACGCUGCGGGUGGCGCUGGUGGUCUUGAGGGGCUUCUCGGUGGCCUGACUGGAGGCGCUGCCGGCGGCAAUGCUGCGGGCGGAGCAGCUGGCGCUGGCGGCUUGGGGGGGCUUCUGGGCGGUUUGACGGGAGGCGCGGCAGGAGGUAAUGCCGCUGGCGGAGCAGCUGGCGGUGCUGGUGGUCUUGACGCACUCCUCGGUGGCUUGACUGGCGGCGCGGCGGGAGGUAAUGCGGCGACUGGAUCUGCGGGUGCGGCUGGUGCAGCCACGACCGGAGCAGCUGGUAAGGGAAAAGCGGGUAAGGGCAAAGCAGGCGCUGCUACUCCCGCAGCAGGAGCAGCAGCGACCAACGGUACCGCAUCAGCUGUUGGUGCUGCAAAAGGCAAAGGAAAGAAGGGUAAGGCAGGCGCGGCAGGAGCUACUGCUGGAAAUGGAGCCGGCACUGCAGGCGCAGCUGGGGUCGGAGCAGCAAAAAAUGGAACCGCCGCAGCGACUGGUACUGCUGCAGGAAAGGGAAAGGGCAAGGGUAAAGGCAACGGUGCAGCUGGCACUGCCGGCGCAGGAACUGCUGGAGCGGGUACUAAAGGCACCCAAGGAACUGGUGCGCAGACUGGUACUGGAUCGACGACCGGAACUGCUGGUACAGGCACUGCCGCACAACUCGGCAACGGGCAGACUGGCACUCAGGGAACUCAGGGAACUCAGGGCACUCAGGGAACUCAGGGCACUCAAGGCACUCAAGGCACUCAAGGCGGGUCGAAUGCUGCCAACAGCGGAUCUACACAGACUGGUCAAGCUGGAAUUCAAGGUGCUGGUUCUGCCACAGGCCAGACUGGCACUGGCUCGACUACUGGAAACGGCGGAUCUGUUCAGGCUGGGCAGCAGGGCACUGGCUCUACCACCGGUCAGACCAACACCGGCUCCACUGCUGCGAACGGUGGAUCAACCCAAGCCGGCCAAUCUGGUCUCCAGGGCACUCAAGGUGGAUCAACCGCUGCCAAAGGUGGAUCUACUCAAGCUGGCCAAGUCGGACAGCAGGGCGCUGGAUUGACCAAUGGUCAGACAAGCACUGGUUCGACUGCCGCUAACAGUGGAUCGAGUGUCAGCGGGGGCUCCGCUGCGGGUGCUGGAGCAGGCUCAUCCGCCAUUACCUCCCAAGGCGCAGCUGACGACGCUGGAGACAAUGGAGACGCUUAGGGUCUCUAUGACUCGCUCGUGGGCCCUGGUUGAGAUGCGCAGCACUCUUCUUGUGGAGGUGUAUCUACAAAUUCAUACAAAGGAGGUUGGAUCUUGGUAUGGGAUGUAUAGAUAAUGAAAUGAAUUUGAUGAUCGGAACAGGGUUUGUUGUGUUAGGUUGGUCUUAAUGCAAUGUAUUGUCAGAUCCGAGUUUCGCACCCUGUCCAAGGCGGAAAAUUGAUAGGGUGAAAUGCGUGAGGACUUCGUCUCAGCGUGCGAAGAACAGCAGUGAGAACGAUUGGGCAAAUAAGAGACAUUAGCAUCUAUACAUUGUCAC
Messenger RNA from Paraphaeosphaeria sporulosa, 1866 nucleotides. RefSeq lists its product as uncharacterized. NCBI's taxonomy places the organism in Eukaryota, Fungi, Ascomycota, Dothideomycetes, Pleosporales, Didymosphaeriaceae. The transcript has 4 exons. The record is from RefSeq and is a predicted model, not a curated record. The coding region runs from base 111 to 1550 and encodes 479 amino acids.